AUGAAAAAAGAGUCAAAUGUAAAACUCCUCGUUGGUCUGGGUAAUCCCGGAAUAGAAUACCAAAAGACCCGUCAUAAUUUAGGUUUUCAAGUAAUUGCUCAUUUAGCCAAUAAAUUAAAUCUUCCCUGGCAAAAAGAAAAAUUUAAAGGAUUGUAUACCACUAGCAUCUAUUUAAAACAAAAAAUUAUGCUUUUAAAGCCUUUAACUUAUAUGAAUAAUUCUGGUGAGUGUAUUCGGGAUUUUGUGAACUACUGGCAAAUACCGUUAGCAAAUAUUUUGGUCAUUUACGAUGACUUGUCUCUCCCUUUGGGAACUUUUCGCUACCGGCAACAAGGUUCUAGCGGAGGACACAAUGGGGUAAAAAAUAUUAUUGAAUGUUUAGGAACGCAAAAUUUUAAAAGAUUAAAAAUUGGAAUUGGUCCUAAGCGGGAAACGCUCGGGAAUGAUAAUUAUCAGUUUUUUAGGCAAAAAGGUUCGAUAAAAGAUUGGGUUUGCCAAAAAUUUACCCAAGAAGAAGUGAAAGAAAUUGAAAAAAUCCUUCCUGAUUUAGUUGACAAAUUAUUAGAAUGGUUAGGAAAUAAUACUGAUAAUUCUGGGGCUAAGGAGUUGCUAAUUAUUCGUUGUUUAGGUGGUUCUAAUCGCAAAUUUAGCCACAUAGGAGACCGAGUAAUUGCUACCGUGAAAAAAGUUGACCCUCACGCUUCCAAUAUUAAAAAAGGGCAGAUAGUCACGGCUUUAAUCAUUACUAGCAAAAAAGGAUUUCACCGCACUAAUGGCAACUUUGUUGGUUUUAGUAAAAAUUAUGCUGUCUUGAUAAAAAAAGAAGACCAACAAUUAAUUGGCACGCGAAUUUUAGUGCCAAUUUUGCGUGAUCUAGUAAAAGUAAUUACUGGUAAAUUCCGUGGUCUGGUAGACAAUAUUCAUCAUCUAGAACCAAAAAAAGAACAAGUUUACUUAACCAAAGCAGCGAGGAAAACUUACAAUAAAUCUCCUGACGUCAAAAAAAAAAGUCGAUUAAAAGAUGUUUUGGUUCCUCUCCAUAUUUCUAACGUGAUGGCUUGUAAAGAGGAAUUAUCACCAAAGAAAAGCAGUUUAGGGCAAAAAAAGAAAAAAGUUAAGAGAAACAUUCAAGAAUUACAUAUUUUUCGUGAUGGUGUACAAAACAAUGAGGACCACGAAAUAGUUUAUCAACAUGCUGAGAAUAAAUAUUAUCUUUCUUUGGAGGAUAGUUUGACGGGAAGUUUAGAAUUGUCCACUUUCCCUUAUUUAGAAAAAUUAACUAUCGAAGAGCAAUCACCACGACUGAGAGAUGUUGAUUUAAAUGAUAAUAAUCUUUCGGCUCGAACAGAUAAUGAAGACAGAAUAAAUUGUAAUAUUUAUAAUCGUUGGAAUGGCUCUUUGUCUCAUCUCAAUCAUUUGAGGGAUUUAGAAAAAUUAGACAUUAAUGCUACUGAUAUCAAUGGAGGCUUGCUUUAUUUGCCCACCGAUUACUUAUAUCAUUUUACUUUUGGCAAUUGUGGUCGAACCAAUGCUGGAGUGGAUAGUUUCAAAAUAUUUUUAGAAAGGGACGUUGAAUUAAGAGAGGGAGAAACUAUGGAAGAUUGA
Entrophospora sp. SA101 is the source of this 1605-nucleotide messenger RNA. The record is from the annotation of a GenBank genome assembly. NCBI's taxonomy places the organism in Eukaryota, Fungi, Glomeromycota, Glomeromycetes, Entrophosporales, Entrophosporaceae.